Molecule: messenger RNA, 1248 nt
Organism: Meloidogyne enterolobii
Lineage: Eukaryota; Metazoa; Nematoda; Chromadorea; Rhabditida; Meloidogynidae
Source: the annotation of a GenBank genome assembly
AUGAGUUUAAUAAUAAAGUCGAAAGGCACAAAGGAAGAUGCACAGAAAUCUUUGAAAUGUUCCAAUGGCAAAUGUGUUUUGAGUUAUAUAGAUGCAUGCAUUCAUUACAAGGAUAGUAUAAAAAAAUCUGGAAAAAUUGAUGAGAAGAAUAAAUUAUUAGACAAAGCAAAUAAGGAAAAUGAAGAUCUUAAACAGAAAAAUGACGAAUUGGAAGAAGUAAUUUUAGCUAAUGAUGAAGAGAUCAAAAAACACAAGCUUGAUAAGGAAUUAUUAACGAAGGAAAAAGAAGAGAUUCAGAAGGAGCUGACCAAAGUCUCAGAAGAAAACGACAAAAAAGACGAGGCCAUAUGUGGAUACAUAAAUUUAAAUUUGAGCCUCACCAAUGAAGUUGCCAGGCUUGGAUUGAUCGAACAUGAAAAGAAGGAAUUGGAGGAGUUACUUGAGGCUAAGGAUUCUGAGAAGAAGGAAGUUGAAGAUAGAGCGAGUGAUUUAUUUAUCAAGGUGGAGGAAAGUCAGCGUGCCAUAGAUGAAUCUGAGCAGGAAAAAGCUAAGCUAAAAGAGGAAGUGAAAUCAAGGGAUAAAACGAUAAAUAUGUUAGAAAAAAUAGUCGCAAAUCAUGUGGAAAAGAGCGUUAAAUUGACACGUGAAAAAGAUGAAUUAAGGGGGACUAUUAUGAGACUCCAGAAUAAGCAACCCGAUGAAACUGUGAGUGAUCCUGGUGUUGGUAUUUGGGUUGAAGCAAAUAGGAAUUCAAAAUCCUCGCCUAGAUGUUCAAGUGAUCGACAGACACCACCGAAGCGGUUGCAUGAUGGCACACUCAAAGCAAAGAGCGCUAGUUGUGAUCGUGAUGAAGUUGCUAUGAAACCGACAGAGCAAGCUGGGACAAGCACAUUUAUUCGUAACGUAAAGCAGGAAAUUCUUUACGAUGUUGAGCCAGAUACUUUCAAACCUCCGAGCCUUCCUAACACUGCCAACCUUGGUGCCAAGAAAAAUGCCGAAAACGAGGACGAUUAUAGCGAAUUUAGUGAACCACCCAGAGCUGUUCGGAAAACAAGUGACACUCCAGUGUACGUUUUUAUACUGAAAAUAUUAUUGAAUAUCACAGAAAAUUAUUUACUUAAAUUAUUUCCCCAAUUUAGAGAUUUCCAAUCGUUUGGAACGUUUGCAGAUGCUUUGACGAAAAUGUUUAAGGCGCGGAAUGAAGGUUCAAAGGCGAGCCCUUCAAAAAGUGAUGGCAAUACGGAGUAA